Microthlaspi erraticum is the source of this 2208-nucleotide messenger RNA. NCBI's taxonomy places the organism in Eukaryota, Viridiplantae, Streptophyta, Magnoliopsida, Brassicales, Brassicaceae. The record is from the annotation of a GenBank genome assembly.
AUGAGUGCGAGUGAGAAUCACAUUGCAGUAGAAAAACCACCGGAGGUGAAGUCUCUGGAGGCGUUUAUCGGUGGUUCGUUCCCGGAGACUCUCUCGAAACUAUCUUCCGCUUCUCUUCUAAUUCCGGCGAAAGAAGAUUUUCAUUUCUUAUACAAUUUCGACGAGUUCAAGCGUCCGAUCGACGAGAUAGCCCGGAGCUCGCAGUCUUGUCUCGAGACCAUCGGGAAAUCGAUGACAUUACCAGGAGGCAUGGAUGGUGGUGGUGGUAGUGGUGGUGAUGACUGGCUUGUCAAGGUGAAUGAUGAGAUUCUCGAGAGAGUUGAUGCUUCGUUGGAUGAGCACAAAACUGGUGUGGAUUCGGAGAGUGUGGAGAAGAAGGAGAAGAACGAAAUUGCUGAGCCCAAAGUUGAUGCUUCCUUGGAUGAGCACAAAAUUGGCGUGGUCUCGGAGGAUGUGAAGAUGAAGAAGAAGAUCGAAAUUGCUGAUGAGCCCAAAGUUGAUGUUCAGGAGGCAAAGGUUCCAUUCCAUGUAGCGACGAUAAGGAAGCCGCAAGAGGAGUAUCUGAUUAUGGUGAACAACGCUAAUGUUCCAUUUGAGCAUUUUUUGCUGGAGAGGAGUGAGGAUAAUCUCCGGUUUAUUCAUCCACUGGAGAAGUUUUCAGUGAGGGACUUUGUUGAUAAAGAUGUAGGAGAGGUGAAUCCUGUUAAGCCUCUACCAUUGGAAGAGACUCCAUUCAAGCUUGUUGAAGAAGUCAAUGAUCUGAAGGAGUUAGCUGAUAAAUUGCGUAGCGUUGAUGAGUUUGCUGUUGAUCUGGAGCAUAAUCAGUAUAGAUCUUUUCAAGGAUUAACAUGCCUGAUGCAAAUCUCGACCAGAUCCGAGGAUUUUGUAAUUGAUACGUUCAAGCUUUGGGAUCAUAUUGGUCCUUACCUCAGGGAAUUCUUCAAAGAUCCUACAAAGAAAAAGGUAAUGCAUGGAGCUGAUCGAGAUGUCAUUUGGCUUCAACGGGACUUUGGCAUUUAUGUCUGCAACCUCUUUGACUCAGGACAGGCCUCAAGGGUGCUUAAGCUGGAGAGAUAUAGUCUGGAAUUUCUCCUGAAGCAAAUUUGUGGAGUUGCUGCAAACAAACAAUACCAAAAUGCAGACUGGAGAAUCCGACCCUUACCAGAUGUAAUGACAAGAUAUGCUAGAGAAGAUACACACUAUCUUUUGUACAUUUAUGAUGUAAUGCGUCAAGAUUUGCACGCAAUGGCAAAGGAAGACGAGCAAUCUGUCGCUCCUCUGGUAGAGGUUUACAAGCGCAGCUAUGAUGUGUGCAUGCAGCUAUAUGAGAAAGAGCUUUUCACUGUGAAUUCAUAUCUUCACCUUUAUGGGGUUAUGGCAGCUAACUUCAAUGCGGUUCAACUUUCCAUUGUUGCGGGGCUUUAUGAAUGGCGGGAUCGGAUUGCACGUGGAGAUGACGAGAGCACCGGUUAUGUAUUGCCGAAUAAAACUCUUCUUGAUAUAGCGAGGGAAAUGCCAUUUAAUGUUGGCAGCUUGCGACGGUCGUUGAAGUCAAAGCUUCCUUACGUCGACCGUAAUCUUGACGCGUUUCUCACUGUCAUCAGACGAUCAAUGCGAAGUGCAGCUGCGUUUGAGCCAGUUGUUCAAUCACUAAUAGAGUCCCAACGUGGAACCGUGGCUGAGAAGAAUAUGGAAACGACAGUUGAGGAAGCAGGCACCAGCAGCACAGGCUUGUUAGGCUCAGGAAAGGUCUCUGUGGAUCUUUCAAAGAUACCAACCGUUGGUUUCGGAGGUUUAUUACCUUCAAAGAGAAAGUUUGAAAGUGAGAACAAGGCAGAUGAAGAGGGCAAAGUGUCCAAGCCAAAGCCAGAUAAGGGAAUUAUAGUGGUUGAUGAUGAUGAAGAAAGCAAUGAUGCUGCGGAUAGAGUUUCAGAAAGGCCUGACAAGGGAAAGGGUAUAUCAAUGACUCCUACAAAGCCGAAGAGGACAAUUGGUCCGGAGGAUUUUAUAAUUGUAGAAGAUACUUCAGAGGAUGAGUAUACCUCAGAGUCAGAUUCAGAUGAUGAUGAUUCUCACGAUGAUGGUGAUGGCUCAGACGAUGGAGAUGGUAAGGAAGGGGAUGAUGAUAAAGGGACGAGUAUGAGAAGAGAGAAGGGGGGAUUCAUGGGCAUGGGAUCAGGCUUUUCCAACGAUUGGGCGUUCAAUUAG